Messenger RNA from Grammomys surdaster, 2640 nucleotides. It is a transcript of the gene Fancg, whose product is annotated as FA complementation group G. Gene Ontology annotation, biological process: interstrand cross-link repair. Gene Ontology annotation, molecular function: protein binding. The transcript is spliced from 14 exons. Gene Ontology annotation, cellular component: Fanconi anaemia nuclear complex. The coding region runs from base 205 to 2076 and encodes 623 amino acids. Lineage: Eukaryota; Metazoa; Chordata; Mammalia; Rodentia; Muridae. The record is from RefSeq and is a predicted model, not a curated record.
AGCCUGGCCAACCACAGGCGCGGUGGGCGGUGGCGGGGACCGAGUGUUGGGCUUCUGGCCUGGGAGAGCCAGCCGGGCCGCGACCUGAGGGGCGUCCGGCGGGGUGCAGAAGUGGCUUCUUGCGGUUAGAGUGAAGACACCUGUGGGACCAGCCUCCACUCAUCAGAAGACCACUUCGAGUAACGGAGAUCUACCUCAGCGACAAUGUCCAGCCAGAUCAUCCCAGCCCUCCCCAAAACAUUUUCCAGUAGCCUGGACCUGUGGAGGGAGAAGAAUGACCAGUUCGUUAGAAAAGCUAAACAGCUGACUAGGGAGUCUCGUCCGGCUCUGAGGCGACAGCAGUCGACUCAAGACAUACUGGAAGGGUUUAGGGAGCUCCUCCUCACUCUGCAAGGACUCCCUGCUGCUGUUCCUGCUCUUCCCUUGGAGCUGACUGUCAUCUGUAAUUAUAUAAUCUUGAAGACAAGCCUAGCCCAGGGUUUCACUGAAGAUCUUACCCAAGAUCUUCAAAGGGGCCUAGAAAGAGUGCUGGAGGCGCAGCAGCAUCUGGAGCCCAAGUCACAGGAGGGACUCCAGGAGCUGUGGCACUCUGUCCUCUCUGCCUCCUCCAGUCUGCUGGAGCUACUGCCUGCCUUACACUGCCUGGCCAGCCUUCAAGCUGUCCUCUGGAUGAGUACUGACCGCCUGGGGGACCUGACCUUGCUGUUACAAACCCUAAAUGGCAGCCAGACUGAGACUUCUGAGGAUCUGCUACUAUUGCUAAAAUCCUGGAGCCCUCCAGCUGAGAAGCCACAUGCCCCACUGAUUCUGCAGGAUGCUGAGAGUCUGAGGGAUGUCCUUCUGACAGCAUUUGCCUGCCGCCAAGGCUUCCAGGAGCUAAUCACAGGGAGCCUAGACCAUGCACAGAGCAGCCUGCAUGAAGCAGCCUCAGGUCUGUGUCCACCGUCUGUGUUAGUCCAGGUGUACACAGCGCUGGCGAUGUGUCUCCGUAAGACGGGAAAUCCACAGAGAGCACUCUUGUACUUGACUGAGGCCCUGAAAGUGGGAACAACCUGUGCCCUUCCGCUUCUGGAGGCUUCCAGAGUAUAUAGGCGACUAGGAGACACCGCAGCAGAGUUGGAGAGUCUGGAGCUGCUGGCUGAGGCCUUGAGUGCCACCCAUGGCUCUGAAACAUUCAAACGUCUCAUUGAAGUAGAAUUGCUACUUCCACAACUGGACCCAGCCUCUCCUCUUCACUGUGGCACACAGAGCCAGGCCAAGCACCUGCUAGCAAGUCGAUGCCUACAGAUGGGGAGGGCAGAAGAUGCUGUGGAACAUUACUUGGACCUGCUGGCAAUGUUGCUGGAUGGCUCAGAGCCAAGGUUCUCCCCACCCGCCUCCUCUCUAGGGUCCUGUAUGCCGGAAUUGUGUCUGGAGGCAGCAGCAGCGCUGAUCCAGGCAGGCCGAGCCUCAGACGCUUUGACUGUGUGUGAGGAGCUGCUCAGCCGUACCUCAUCUCUGCUUCCCAAGAUGUCCUCCUUGUGGGAAAAUGCCAGAAAAAGAACCAAAGAACUGCCAUAUUGCCCAAUCUGGGUCUCUGCCACCCACCUGCUUCAGGGCCAGGCCUGGUCACAACUAAAGGCUCAAAAAGAGGCACUUAGUGAAUUUAGCCAGUGCCUUGAACUGCUCUUUCGGGCUCUGCCUGAGGACAAGGAGCAAGGCUCCAACUGUGAGCAGAAGUGUAGGUCUGAAGUGGCACGGAAACAGCUUCGAGUGGCUGCUCUGAUUAGUCGUGGACUGGAAUGGGGAGCCAGUGGCCAGGAUACCAAAGCCUUAGGUGACUUCCUCCUCAGUGUGCAGAUAUGCCCAGGCCAUAGAGAUGGUUCCUUUUACCUACUUCAGACUCUGAAAAGAUUGGAUCGGAAGAAUGAGGCCACUGCUUUCUGGCAGGAAGCCCAAAGUCAGCUGCCACAGGAAGAAGCUGCCGGGUCUCUUCCACUGUAUUUAGAAACCUGUUUGAGCUGGAUCCAUCCCCCUAACUGUGAAGCCUUCCUUGAGGAGUUUGGGACGUCGGUGAUGGAGUCUUGUGACCUUUAGCUUCUUUGUUUCCAGGAGCUUGAACUCUGGCCUCUGGACUCUCUCCUUGGGGAGAGUUUUUUUUUUCUUUGUUUUUUGCUUUUUUUCUGCCUUAUCCUCUUUGGAGAAUGGCUGGAACUGAUUGUUUCUAAGUAACUCCUUCACUCCUGAGGCUGGUCCUGUGAACCUUGAUCUACUUAUUGCCGGUCUAGUUCCAGAAUGGUUCCAUGAACAAAUCACUGUCUGCUUGUGGCACUUUUCUUCCUUCCUUCCUCCCUCCCUGUCUUCUUUCCUUCCUUUCUCUUUUGUGUGUGUUGAGUAAAAUCUUCUAUUUAUGUCUUACCUGCUCACUACACAUAGUUGAAUGGGAAGGAAAGCUCACAGCAAACUAGUUGGGUAUUGGCUGUUUACAAUACUCUAUUUCCAACAUCCAUCUUCUGUCUGCUUUUCCUGUCUCCCUAAUUCUCCGCUUCCCUCCCACUGUCUUUUUGGUAGGUUGGAUUCUGGAGACUAAACUGCAGUUCCUCCCAUAAAUCCUCACUGCCUACCCUUUACCCACCUCACCAUCUACCAUAAGAGCUUGAG